AUGGAUUCAGCUAGCAAAAAAAAUCAUGAUCGACCCUUGAAAAGGGGUCGCACCGAUAGAGUUAGACUAGAUGUCGUAGGUUUAAACCCGGAACCCUGGUUCCCCAAAGUACUUGUGAUAAAAUCUGACAAUGAAUCCAAACCCCUCGCUAAAGUAUCACCAUUUCUAGUAGCAAAGGAACUAGAGAAACUUCUAGGCAAGUCUUACAAUGCUAAAAAGCUAAGCACUGGGGAUCUUCAGGUUGAAGUCCACACAAAACAACAGAGUACCGCACUCCAAGCAGUGAAACAGGUUGGUGACAUCAAAGUUACGGUCACAACACACCGCACCUUAAACAUAGUGAAAGGCGUGAUCUCCGAGGAUGAACUCCUUUCUUGUUCGGAAGCAGAGAUCGAGGAAGGAUUGAAGGAUCAAGGGGUCGUAUGUGCAAAGCGCAUUGUGAUGAGAAGGGAUGGUAAGGAAGUCCAAACAAAGCAUGUAAUACUCUCCUUUCAGUUACACACACUCCCGUCAGAGAUCAAGGCUGGCUACAUUAACUGUCACAUACGACCAUUCAUUCCAAACCCCAGACGAUGCUUUAAAUGCCAACGUUUCGGCCAUAGCUCCCAGAUGUGUCGUGGACAACAAGUUUGCCCAAAGUGUGCCGGUAACGACCACCCACCGGAGUCAUGUAGCAAAGAAUUUCACUGCGUAAAUUGUCAAGGAGGCCAUCCAACAUAUUCGAGGUCAUGCCCACGCUGGAAAGACGAAAAAGACAUACUCAGAAUCAGGACCGAACAAAAACUGACAUAUAAGGCAGCGAAAGCACAGCUGGACUUUCAAAAGAAAGGAAUGUUUUCUGAGGUGGUGCGUAGGGGAGUGGCACCACUCAGAGUAUCCGUGGAGACCCAGACUCCUGGGCCUCCACUCCACACUCCCCAACCAGAACAGAGAGAGACACAAGUGUCCUCUCUGAUUGCUUCGGUUGGCCUAAAAGCCAGCCCUCAUGAUGCAGCCACAACCUCUUCAGAGGCUGGUGGCUCCCUUUCAGUUUGGGAUGGGGUUACCAAGGAUUCCUCCCAGACAAGCACACUAAACAUGGAGAUCGAUGAUGACGACCGCGCAUCGCAGAAGUCGUCAUCGAGUCUUCCAAGCACCUUCUCCCAAGCGAAAGAGAAACGCGAGAGGACAACCGGUAGAGGCAGGGGCGCAAAAGCAAACGAACAGCAGAAACAACAACUGCGGAGAGUUCAAGCCCCCUAA
This is a messenger RNA of Ornithodoros turicata, 1242 nucleotides long. RefSeq lists its product as uncharacterized. The transcript has a single exon. The record is from RefSeq and is a predicted model, not a curated record. Bases 1 to 1242 code for a protein of 413 amino acids. Lineage: Eukaryota; Metazoa; Arthropoda; Arachnida; Ixodida; Argasidae.